This is a messenger RNA of Leopardus geoffroyi (Geoffroy's cat), 1888 nucleotides long. RefSeq names its product leptin (gene LEP). The record is from RefSeq and is a predicted model, not a curated record. NCBI's taxonomy places the organism in Eukaryota, Metazoa, Chordata, Mammalia, Carnivora, Felidae. Gene Ontology annotation, molecular function: hormone activity; peptide hormone receptor binding. Gene Ontology annotation, biological process: positive regulation of phosphatidylinositol 3-kinase/protein kinase B signal transduction; activation of protein kinase C activity; lipid metabolic process. Bases 1104 to 1607 code for a protein of 167 amino acids. Gene Ontology annotation, cellular component: extracellular region. The transcript is spliced from 3 exons.
CAAAGUCAGACGCUUAACUGACUGAGCCACCCGGGCACCCCUGAUUGGCCAGACUUUAGUGGCGUGGCCAAAUCUAGUUGGGAGAAGCUGAGAAAUGUUGUAUUUAUUCUGGAUGGCCACAUCCCCAUCUAAACUUGGAUAUAAAUUACUUGGAAAGAAUGGAAGAAUAGAUAUUGGAGACAACUAGCAGUCUCUACUAAAAGGGUUCGGUCUGUUCAUGUUUGUGUACGUGCCCAUGAUGUGUGUUAUGUGUGUGAGCACGUGUGUUGUGUAUACUGGUGGGCCACGUUCUCUCCACCACUUUGAUCCCAGAUGGGCUUGUUAUGAGUUCUCUGUGGAGCUCCUCUAAAUCUGGCCUCUCCUCUUAGGCAGAUUGAGCCUCAGCUUCUCAAUUCAAGGAACUACAAUGUAUUUUCUGCAUCCACCAAAGCAUGUUAUCAGUGGUGAGAGAGGGGCUUGUAAAACUGUUUUUCCAUUCAGGUGUUACAGGGUGGCCAUUAUGUGAGAGCGACUAUGACCAGAGUUAAUCUGGCAAUAAAUUCUCUUGGGAAGGAGGGUGUCAUUAACGCAAGAAUCCUAGCAAAGGGUACCCCUCAAUCUUGUGCCGCAGGGGAAACGCCCCGAAAUACCAGGCACCCUGUUGAGAUGACCCAAGGCGAGGAAAAUGCUAGAUUCAGCAUUGGUUACAGGUAGUGUUGCCCCAGUGUUUUAAGCCCUGCCCAGUAAUCACGCAGUUCCAAGAAACUGCUGACCUUUCCUACCCCCACCCCACCCCCCACCCACCCUUCAGCACAUACACACACAAUAUGCAGGGGCUUGACAGGUUCAUCUCAUUUACUCUUUUGAGCCAAUGGGUAUUAUUAGUUCCGUUUUACUAAUGAGAAUGGGAUGCUGUAGGGAAGUUAAGUAUUUGCCUAGAGACUCAUAGCUAAAAAGGGCAGAGCUGCUGCUGAGCCCUCGGGGCCUAACCACAAUACUCUCCAACUUUAUUAGGAUUUCGUGGAACCCUGUUGGGGGUUAGCGCCACUGAACUCCCUUCCACAAACAUUUGGCGCAAGUGUUUACUCAGGUAAUCAGCCCGAGACGUACAUCCCGGAAGGAAAAUGCUUUGUGGACCCUUGUGCCGAUUCCUGUGGCUUUGGCCCUAUCUGUCCUAUGUUGAAGCUGUGCCAAUCCGAAAAGUCCAGGAUGACACCAAAACCCUCAUCAAGACGAUUGUCACCAGGAUCAAUGACAUUUCACACAUGCAGUCUGUCUCCUCCAAACAGAGAGUCGCUGGUCUUGACUUCAUUCCUGGGCUCCACCCUGUCCUGAGUUUGUCCAAGAUGGACCAGACAUUGGCCAUCUACCAACAGAUCCUCACCGGUCUGCCUUCUAGAAACGUGGUCCAAAUAUCUAAUGACCUAGAGAACCUCCGGGACCUUCUCCACCUGCUGGCUUCCUCCAAGAACUGUCCCUUGCCCCGGGCCAGGGGCCUGGAGACCCUCGAGAGCCUGGGCGGUGCCCUGGAAGGCUCACUCUACUCCACGGAGGUGGUGGCCCUGAGCAGGCUGCAGGCUUCUCUACAGGACAUGCUUUGGCGGCUGGACCUCAGCCCUGGGUGCUGAGGCCUGGAAGACCCCUCGUCCCAAAGUUGAGGAGACAACCCAUGGCUCCCAGGUGUCUUCAGCAGAGAGCCUGUGUGGGUGUCCUUUAUCCAGGCCCCAGGCCAUUAGUCUCUCACACCUUUGAGCCACUCUUCCAAAGGCAUAAGCCUUCAAGGCACGAAACCAAAGAUAGAAUGCAUGAUUCCGUGCUCACCGGGAAGGGAGACCCACCCGGCAGUGAACCGGACCUGAGGAUCUCACAAAAGCCUUCCUUCCUGUGCCACCUCCCCUCUCACCGCAUG